Labeo rohita (rohu) is the source of this 2148-nucleotide messenger RNA. RefSeq names its product caudal type homeobox 1 b (gene cdx1b). The transcript is spliced from 3 exons. The record is from RefSeq and is a predicted model, not a curated record. The coding region runs from base 137 to 898 and encodes 253 amino acids. Gene Ontology annotation, cellular component: nucleus. Gene Ontology annotation, biological process: regulation of transcription by RNA polymerase II; animal organ morphogenesis; anterior/posterior axis specification. NCBI's taxonomy places the organism in Eukaryota, Metazoa, Chordata, Actinopteri, Cypriniformes, Cyprinidae. Gene Ontology annotation, molecular function: DNA-binding transcription factor activity, RNA polymerase II-specific; RNA polymerase II transcription regulatory region sequence-specific DNA binding.
AGCAGGCACCGAGGCUGGAGGGUUCAGAGAAUCUGGCCAGGUGGAGGAACCGUAAGGUUAUAGGGAAACCUGGGUCUAAGGAGCCAAGAUCAAUUGUUUGGGUGCAUAUUAUGCACUGGAGUCACCAGGCGGAAAAAUGUACGUGAGUUAUCUCUUGGAGAAGGACAGCAGUAUGUACCCGAAUUCCGUAAGACACCCAAGCCUAAACCUGAACCCUCAGAAUUUUGUCCCCGCGCCUCCUCAGUACCCGGACUUCACAGGAUACCAUCACGUCCCUGGAAUUACCAACGACCCUCACCACAGCCAAACAGGAGCCUGGAAUCCCGCGUACCCGCCUCCGCGAGAGGAAUGGACACCUUAUGGACCGGGAACUGGACCUUCGACAUCAAGCACUGGUCAGCUGGGGUUCAGUCCACCAGAGUUUUCGUCUGUCCAAGCACCCGGCCUUCUUCCAUCCUCCAUAAACACAUCAGUCGGUCAGCUGUCGCCGAACUCUCAGAGACGGAACCCCUACGACUGGAUGCGUCGGAGCGCGCCGCCGACAAACUCAGGAGGGAAGACCAGAACAAAAGACAAAUACCGGGUAGUGUACACGGAUCAUCAGCGUCUGGAGCUGGAGAAAGAAUUUCAUUACAGCCGUUACAUCACAAUAAGAAGAAAGGCAGAACUGGCAACAGCACUCAGUCUGUCAGAGAGACAGGUGAAGAUCUGGUUCCAGAACCGGCGUGCUAAAGAGAGGAAAGUCAAUAAAAAGAAGAUGCAACAGCCGCAGCCGGCAUCCACAACCACACCGACCCCACCUGGUUCCGCUCUGCCAGGCAAUGUUCCAAUGGUGACAAGCAGCAGCGGUGCCCUGGUAUCCCCAUCUAUGCCAAUGACUAUCAAAGAAGAGUACUGAAGACAUGCAGACUUUGACUGUUAGCUCUUUUUAUACACUGCCCUUUCACACUUUCACACACGGAGGGUACUUUCAAAUCAACUCAUCAAUGAAAACACAACACGAAUGUGACAACCCUGACAAAGACUUUUGAAUUAAAAAGUAAUGCAGCAACAUUCUAAGUACACAUGAAUCUGAAACGCUGUGUAAUAUUCCUCUGGUUGUAUCGGUUUCUUUAUUCUAGUACUUUAUUACUGCUGUUGUUUUGCUCAUCACUGUAAACUUUAAUACGUUUUGAGAUUGUAAAAGUGAAUUCAAAUAACUGUGUAUUACUAAAGUAAUUUGUAUUAAUAAAAUAAAUGUUUUAUUGUGGCAAAUCGACUCAUUUCACACUUGCCGAGGAGUUUCCAUGCAUUUUCAUAUCUGUUAAACUGCGUCUUCCCACGGAUAUCAGAAACUGAGCUGUCAAGCAUUGAUUUGGCUUCACUGAAGGUGUUUUCAUAUAUGUUUUGCAAAGAAACAUUGAGGAAAAUGUCUUAUCUGCACUUCAUCGAAGCGCCGGAGAAAAGACGGCACUCGAGCAGGAGCUCAGGCUGUUUGCACAGUGUAACGGCAUCGCUGGAUAAGAGACGAGUGCAUGUCGAGAAACUGUGAGCUAUUUCAUUAUCAAGCACACUCUGGACUCUCUUAUCAAUGGUGUGACAGAGAAGCUCAGCUUGACGAGCAGAACAUAUCUCCUCUACGGCGUCGCCGCAACAGGACCUGUUUUAUGACCGCGUUAACAAAGCCAGGGUGUGGCGUCCAAAGGCCGAGGCGAAGGGACUGUUGAGCAAACAAUAUGCAUCUGCCUGCCUUCGCAGAGAGCGUCCAUAUGUCCAUACUGAGCCUUCGUCUUCAUCUUUGUGAACGGUUUAUUUAGGUUAGAGAAGAUAUUGUGAUCAAUAUCUUUAGCUCUUUAUGGCCACCACGUGCAUAUUAUACAGUCAGUUCAUUUGAACAAUAAUGACGAUAUAAUUAACGUGUUCAUGUACAUUAACUCGGUUUUGCAAUGUACCUCUGUGCAUAUAUGUAAACAACUUUCACAUUUUAGUAUCAAAAAUUCAAUACUGUGAUAACACCUCAAGUGAAAUCAUGAACUUGAACUUUUGUUGUCUAAUCCUACUGACACAUUGAUGUCAUUAAAUGGUUCAGGUUACAAAACCAACACAUUAUGAGUUCUCACUAUCCUGAUUGUGAAUAUGAGACAGACCUACUGACAUACAAUGUUUCUA